AACCUCCCCAACAAUACGCGUCGGGCUCGAUGCACGUGUUUUAUCUUUGUUUGGUCGUUCCUAGUGUAAUUUGCAUUCAGUGCCCUAUUUAGAAAGUCAAAACUGUUUGUUAUAGUGCGCGGGCUUAACAGCUUGCGCAAUUUGUGCAAAACGUCAACUAAAUAAACAGCUAUGACCGAAGUAACGCAACCCGGCGGCGACGUGCUCUUGGAGAAGAAGAAAAAGAAGAACAAGGAUGGUGUAAGCUUAGGAACCUUUCAGAAGAUCGGCGAUUUCAAAAUCGAGCCCUCGGAAAGUGUGACGAAGUUGGAUACUGCGUAUUGGCCAUUGCUAUUGAAAAAUUUCGACCGUCUGAAUGUGCGCACUAACCAUUAUACGCCACUGCCGUUCGGCCAUUCGCCUCUGAAGAGGCCAAUCACUGAUUACAUCAAGUCAGGAUUCAUCAACGUCGACAAACCGAGCAACCCCAGCUCUCACGAAGUCGUAUCUUGGAUAAAACGCAUUCUGAAAGUGGAAAAAACUGGCCAUUCGGGCACACUCGAUCCGAAGGUAACAGGCUGUCUCAUCGUGUGUAUAGACAGAGCUACGAGGCUGGUGAAGUCCCAGCAAAACGCAGGUAAAGAAUAUGUGGCCGUUUUCAGUUUGCAUUCAGCUGUAGAAAAUGUUCAGAAAGUGACUCAAGGAUUGGAGAAAUUGAGAGGUGCUUUGUUCCAAAGACCUCCACUGAUAUCGGCAGUGAAACGUCAACUUCGCGUCCGUACAGUGUAUGAUAGCAAAUUGUUGGACUUUGAUGCAGAGCGUAACAUCGGUGUGUUCUGGGUGAGCUGCGAGGCAGGGUCGUAUAUCCGUACAAUGUGCGUUCACUUAGGAUUAAUGCUUGCUGUGGGAGGCCAGAUGAUUGAGCUUAGACGUGUUCGAUCUGGAAUUCAAGGUGAAAAGGAGGGUAUGGUAACGAUGCAUGAUAUCUUGGACGCACAGUGGGCAUAUGAGAAUCACAAAGACGAAUCUUACAUCCGUAGAGUUAUAAAACCCCUAGAGGGCUUAUUAAUAGCACAUAAGAGAAUCUUUAUCAAAGACAGUGCUGUGAAUGCAGUGUGCUAUGGUGCAAAGGUUUUGUUACCUGGUAUAUUAAGGUAUGAAGAUGGUAUAGAGAUAGAUCAAGAAAUUGUCAUUGUCACUACAAAGGGAGAGGCUGUAGCUUUAGCAAUUGCUCUUAUGACCACAUCAACUAUGGCGUCAUGUGACCAUGGAGUUGCGGCUAAGUUAAAAAGGGUCAUAAUGGAACGAGACACAUACCCAAGAAAAUGGGGCUUAGGACCAAAGGCAUCCCACAAGAAGCAACUAAUAUCACAAGGCAAACUCGAUAAGCAUGGUAAGCCAAAUGAAAAUACUCCUGCAGAAUGGUUAAACAGUUAUGUAGAUUACAAAGUGAAAAAGGAGACAGAAAAUGGUAAUGUUGAAACGGAAGAAGGCAGCAGGAAGAGGACAGCGAGCACUGCUAAUGCCGACGAUCUGAAUAACUCAACGGAAAUCAAGUCUGAGAAAAAGAAGAAGAAGAAGAAGCGUGACUUGGAUGCGACUGCUGAUGGUGACACAACGACAGAGGCAGCAAAUGUGACGGCAGAAGGAGGUGAUGACUCUGUACGUAAAGAAAAGAAAAAGAAGAAGAAGAAAGACAAAGAACAGGAAAGAGCAGAGGAAUGAAAUAUAGACAUAGUAUAUGAAAUAUACGGAGUAAUUAACAGUUUUGAUAUUUUGUCACUAUGUGUGAGACAAUUAAGAAUGAAAUGAUUUUAGGAAUGGUUUAAGUGAGAGAUUUUAAGAGAAAUAUUUGACUACAAGAAACAUAUUCCAGUG
Molecule: messenger RNA, 1857 nt
Organism: Chilo suppressalis (striped riceborer)
Lineage: Eukaryota; Metazoa; Arthropoda; Insecta; Lepidoptera; Crambidae
Source: the annotation of a GenBank genome assembly